UUUUGAAUUCCAAGAGUAGUUAAAUUAAAUUAAAAGUCAAUAAUAUGGAACAAAGUGCGAUGCAUGAUAUGUCAGCCACAGAAAAUGUGCAUGAAAUUGGGCUUCUGGAAAUAAAUCCAGACGAGAUUGUUAAAGAAUUAGAAAAAACUAUGACUUCAAAGCCUGUUUACAAUGACACCAAGAGCCUAUUUGAUGUUACGCUCAAUUUAGGCGACGAAAGUCCUAGUAGUGAUUCAAUAAGCGCUGAGCUACAUGAGAAUCUCGACGAUUUGGUUGUGGAACGGCAAAACUGGGAUUACUUUGUACAGAACAUUAAGACCAAACCCACCAAAGACCAAGUUAGCUACAAGCCCAGCGAGCAGCAGGCGGCGUAUCUAGCGCAAGGACCAAAUCUUCAACAGUUUGUAAGCGGCUUUAAAGACUUUAUGUCCACAGCGAUUGAAUUUAAGGACGAGAUGCGGCAGGUGCAGAGUCUUACAGAAGAUCUAAAGGCUCGUUGUUUACACCAUGUGAAUGCAAGACAACGAGAAGUUGUAUACAAACAUAGUGCUGAUAAAAUGCAUAAAUGAUUUAAAUACUAACAUAAUUAUUUUCAAAAUUUCUUAAA
Drosophila busckii is the source of this 607-nucleotide messenger RNA. RefSeq lists its product as uncharacterized. The record is from RefSeq and is a predicted model, not a curated record. The transcript has 2 exons. The coding region runs from base 45 to 569 and encodes 174 amino acids. NCBI's taxonomy places the organism in Eukaryota, Metazoa, Arthropoda, Insecta, Diptera, Drosophilidae.